AUGCAUUUAAGAAUUCGUUAUGUUAAUACAGGUACAGUGAAAGAGUCUGGUGAGAAACAUAAGGGAUCUGUUGAAAUUCCUAACCUGUCAGAAGAAAAUGAGGUAGAUGAUACAGAGAUAAAUGUUAGCAAAAAGAAAGGGGAAGGCGAUGUUCUAAAGGACCUCAUGAGAACUGAAGGAACCACAAUAGUCAGGGAGGCCCUGAGAGAUUACCUGAAAGCACUUAAAACAGAGUUUACCUCGGGAAUGAUUCUGCCAACAAAAGCUGCUGUUGGUCAGGAGCUGGCUGCUGAGCGAAAACCAACUGGGAACACUGUGCAAGAUUCUGUUUCACCACAGUCUUUGGAUAUAGUUGGUGUAAAAAUUCCAACCGUGAAGAUACUUAUGAGAGAAAUAUUCAACUCUCCAGCGGACGAACUUUAUAGCGUCUUCACAACUAAGGAGUUGGUGCAGAAGUUUUCUAAAUGUCCUGCUGUGAUUGAAGCUGAGAGAGGAGGCAAGCUUCAGAUGUUUGAUGGGCGCGUCAGCGGUGAAUACGCAGAACUGGUCCCGAGCCAAAGAAUUGUCCUGAAGUGGAGGUGUAGAAACUGGCCGGAUGAACAUUACGCAACGGUGGCCUUGAAUUUCAAGGAUAUGGCUGCUCAGACGGAACUGCAGUUAGAGUGCAAAGGAGUUCCGGUCUCUAACGAAGACAGUACAAGACACUGCUGGAAGCAGCAGUAUUUUGAAGAAAUCCAUCUUUUACUGCAGCAGUCCCACGACAACAUGGAAUGAUAACAGCACUCCAGUUUUGUUAGGGCAUUACUUUUUAUACUUGGUUAACAUUUGGGUUUUUUUUUUAAAAAAAGUAAUUUAUUUGUGGGAAGAAUUAAGACCCACCUCUACAAUACUGUAUAUAAUUUAAGCAUUAUUUAUGGAUUUUUAGUGAAUGAGGUGGCAAGUAAGUCCGACUGUAUAUAACCAGCAUAACUUGGGGAACUGAGCUCUGUCCUGCUUGCCUGCAGCUUCAGAGUCAUCAAGAUUCAGCUGCCAUCGUAGGUGGGUAAGCUACGCGCACCAAUAGGAAGCAUGUGCAGUUCCUUAAUGUGCAGUGUUAUCGAGUGGCAAAAUGAAAUCCCUCUAGGAGCUGGGGUGCCCACUGGAGCAGAACAGACAGGGAUUAUGAAACUGCCACUACGUUACAUCUGUCAAGAAAUGGGGGGGAUAUAGUUUACAACCUCUUUAAAUACUCCUUCAGAUCGCUUUAAGUGCAGACUGCAUUUGCUUCUGACUCUGCGGACAGUUUUAGGGAAAGAUAAUUAACAAUGUGAGGUAAUUGGGGUUGGUAGGACGGUUACCACUGUUAUGUGUGCAUGCACUGGACUCUCUCGCUUGACCUCUGUGUGGAAUUUAUUUUGGAAGAAACAAACAGUAAGAACACUUUCCUUUUGCAAUUCUGGAAACCUCCAGUUCAAUCAUUUACGGCCCUCUGCAAUUCUGUAGCUCAGAUUAACGCAAGCAACUGUUUGUUAGAGAAAUUUGACAGGAGAGCAGCUGGGAUAUCAAAGUAAACAAUUGUUUAUUUAUUAGACCACACUGAGGUUAGCAAGGACAAUUUAAUUCUCAAAUGCUUUAUAAAAAGUGUAUUAAGUAUGCAAUUUGAAACAAAUUGACUAAAAAAGGGCAGGCUGCCUUUGGAAACAUGGUUGGCUCAAUAAAAUAUGUGAUUCUACAUGCAGUUUAUUUUCUCCAUUAACUGGUGCUACCAAACUAAAUGAAUUUGUAUGGAAGUUAAAUCCUAUAUAUUUUAUUUUUACAGGACACCAACAUAUGGCAACCUUACCACACAUUAACUUAUAUCACGCAGAAGACAAAGAUGUGCUGCUCUUUUCUACAGGCGAGGUUCUCCCUGCAAAGUUGGCAGACAGUUACCCCUUUGCAGUUAGCAGGAGUAACCAACUGGACCAACUGCCAACCAUCAGUGUUAAAAAAAAGGAAGUGACUCACUUGUGUUUCCAGCAUUGCACCACUCGCUUCCAGGUGUGGGACAGCCAAAACCUCCCCAAAACUCCACAGCAGCUGCUGGACAGUCCAAGACUGCGAGGAGGAACAGCCCCAGCCAGCCCAGCGAACUGAAGGUGACACGGGUCAUCUUCAGUGUGCUGCUUGUUCCCUCUGUGAGUCUGAUGAGACGUACCAGCUUUCCAAAGGGAAACGUGAAGUACCUACCUUUUCACCCUGCUUGUAGGCCAGCCCCUGGCUGACUGCCCUUGCACUCCACAAAAGGACGUGUUUCUUUUUGCUUCACCAGCACUCCUGCACUCUUCCCAUCUUCCCUCCUUGUGCUGGCACUUAGCUGACAUUAGCACUGCAUUGCCAACCUGAAAGUUCAAUUUUUGCACGUGGUUAUUUUGGAAUUGAGGGAAAAAAAAAAAAUCAGAGAAAGUCUGCUUUACCUGUAGCAGGUAGCCUGCAGGAGAGUUCCUAGCACUGUCAGCCUGCCAUAGCAUAAAGGGGACAGUCGUCAGCUUGGAGAAGCAAACCAAUUUAUUCUUGAGUGCUGAAAUUUCUGAUAUCCCUCAGAGACCCUCCAAGAGCUUAAUAAAUCCCAGGAAUGUUAAACUAUUUGUUGUCCGGAGCGGAGUUAGGAGUUUGUGUCAUUUAGUAACAGUAUGAUGAUAAUGAUAGAGUAUCAUACAUAAAUCAUACAGUACCAUAUGUAACAAAGUGAUAAUAUCAUAAGUGUAGUUUGUUUCCUGUGAAGAGUUCCCUAUCCUAAAUUUUUCCCAACAGAAUAGAGAAAACAGCAGGAGCGGAGACACAUGUAGAGAGGUGAUGGGACAUACGCUCAAAUGUACUGGAAUUCGUGUGUUCUAAGGAGACUAAUGAGCGAAGAAGGCAUUCCGGGGAGCAUGAGCCGUACGAAAGCAGAGACAAAGCAAAGCAGAAACAGGAAAAGGUAGUUUGCGUGUGACGUAGCGCUUUCAUGAUGCAGUCAGGUAACAACCUGGUCUCUCAGAAAGCCAAAAGGGAAAAGACAGGAUUCAUAAGACUAUAGCCAAAAAACCAGUAGGAGAGGAUGGCCCUAACAGGUUGAGUCCAGGGGGUGGCUGUUGGGAACUAUGCAUAGCAGGAGGAGAAUGUUUUAUUUAAAAGCUUAAUUUUGAAGGGGUUAAAUGGGAGGUGGGACUUCUAGGGGGAAACACAGAACAAACGGGAGGCGGGCUGAGCCAUGGAAGAGAAUGGCAGCUUUAAGAGACCGAGGAAGCCAGUUAAAGAUGGGGUUCUCAAAGACAGGUAUUUAAAAAAGCAUUCUUGAAGGCAAAGAAACACAAACUAGAAAACGGAUUUGAAGCAAAGGAAGGGGAAUACCAUGGAAGAAAUCAUGACUUCCAGAACCUGUGAAAUGAGGGACACAGAGGAAGGCAAAAGAAACAGGUCCAAACAUGGAUAUAGGAGACACGCAUGUGCAGGUACUGCUUGCUUUUGCUUAAAAAACUGAGUAAGGGGGAAAAAAAUCCCAGUAAAAAUUGCAGGAGUACUCAACGUAAGGGGGAAAUUGGAAGGGAAGGGAAGAGCCGUAAGAAUAAUGAUACUUCUGGUACCCUUGGCACAACUUGCGAGGGUAGUAAUAGAAAAGCUAGUAUUAAACUCAGUCACUUUAGAACCACCCUUUAAUUAAAGCUAAUCAGUGUGGUUUUUAAUAGCUUGUCAAAUCCCAUCUAACUUUUCAAAGAGGCUGCAAGGGGAACUGCUGGCUUGACGUAGCUUGUAUGUACAACACGUGUCUUACUACAUAAAGGUACUUUGCUUGGAGAGCCACCAAACCCUGACACACCGCAUCACUGAAACGUAAGGGGAAAUGGUGACCCCUCUGUUCAGGGGAACUGUCUGCCAAAUAAAUGGACUUCUAGAGGGACUCAAACCAGCCAGCUGUGUAUUGGUGAGAACGGACCUGACAAUAAACCACAGAACUACCACGAACAGCAUGUGCAAAUGACACACCUGGGUCUGGAGGGGAAAACAGCCUAAAAAUAACAUCAAGGGCUUACUCAGUGAGCAGCUGAACACAGAAGGGCUGACAUUCACCUGGGAAGGCAGGUGUAUUGCUUACAAAAUCGCUGUUGAACAGUUUCUACUUAGUAUACGCCUCAAAAAGGGGCUGUGAAAUAGUGAGAAAAAAAACAUCACAAGAGACAGAAUCCCCCUCUUCAGUAACAGAAUUAAGGUGUGAUCUCCUCCUGUACGAGAAGCUAAAGCCAACAAAGUGCAGUAGCUGAAAGGUGAAGUCAGACAACCUAGCAAAAAUCAGAUGCACGUUUUUAUAAGAAGAAUUAAUCGAGAUGACUCACCGAAGGGUUGUAAUGGCUCCUUCAUCCCUUGCAGAUUUUUAGGUCGACAGGCGAGUGUCUUCCUGAAGACACCUUAACCCCACCGUUGGUAGCUCGCUAGAAGAGCUGGCGGAUGAAUUCCGAUUCUCAUUACAUAGACGUUUUGAGUAGAAGCUGUUGAUGACUUCUCUGAAGUUCCAGUCUAUGGAGAAGUUGAUCAGAAAGGGUAAUACAGUUAU
Molecule: messenger RNA, 4549 nt
Organism: Egretta garzetta (little egret)
Lineage: Eukaryota; Metazoa; Chordata; Aves; Pelecaniformes; Ardeidae
Product: activator of 90 kDa heat shock protein ATPase homolog 2
Exons: 8
Coding region: 1-774 (257 amino acids)
Molecular function (GO): ATPase activator activity; protein-folding chaperone binding
Source: RefSeq, a predicted model, not a curated record